This is a messenger RNA of Anastrepha obliqua, 1014 nucleotides long. RefSeq lists its product as uncharacterized. The transcript has a single exon. The record is from RefSeq and is a predicted model, not a curated record. NCBI's taxonomy places the organism in Eukaryota, Metazoa, Arthropoda, Insecta, Diptera, Tephritidae. The coding region runs from base 1 to 1014 and encodes 337 amino acids.
AUGAAUCUUUUCGCGGCUGCCGUAAACCCAGCAAUGCUCUACAAAUUAAAAGGGGCACUACACAACACUCGCCGCACCCUUCAGUUAUCACUUUUCCUAUUGUUCGCCAGCACUUUGUCGAAUGCUAACCCCAUUUCUGUGCCCGAAAUAGUUAACAAAUCUGGUAAAAAUAUUGGCGGCACAUCCUCAUCCGCUUCGUUGAUGAUCAAGCCGAGUAUACAGAAUGCCCAAUUGAAUUCGCUCAAUGCCUAUGCGACCAACUAUGGCCACUUUGCGGCACAGAUCCCAAACAAUGGUGCAGAACAAACUCACACCGCUGCCACCGCAAGCGCCACCAACACAAAUAACUUUAAGCCAUCCUAUAAAUUACCCGAUUUAGAGCAUAAUUUUACGCCAAUACAAACGGUUAAUGGUGCCAAUUUAAUGCCGAAUGCCGCCGCGCUAACAGCAGUUGCACCCAAUGUGAAUAGCAUUGCCAGCAGUAAUCUGCCACAGCCCACGCCCGUCUUAAUGCAAUACCUGCCACAAGCAAUGCCCGAUAACGGCGUGCAUUAUCUACAACUCAUACCGACGCGUCCACUUAUUGUGCCGAUAAGUCCAUACUUGAAUGGAAAUGCAGCAACGUCGGCGUCACAGCCCAACUCCCAUGCACUACAUCCGCCAUUGGCUGCAGCUAUCAAUGGUGGGCCAUUGCAUAAUGCAGUACGGACGCCUGUCAUACUAACAUCCGAGUCGAUCAAUGGCGAUGCUAUACAUCAACAGCAGCAGCAGCAGCAGCUGCAGCAGCAACAACAUCCAGCAGCUACGGCAGCAUUGAUAGAUGUGUCGAAUGCAGCGCUGCCAUAUGGACUCCAAACGUAUGCGAACGCCAUACAGCCAUACCGUAGCAGCUAUCGUAUAAAUCGUGAGGCGAAAGGGAAAAACUUCCCCGCUACAAUGACACUCAAUAUGAAUGAAUAUAUACCGGGACCCAAUGAGGCGUUGCGACCGCUGUAUAUGCGCGGAAGGCCUUGA